AUGGACUUUCUCACAAAGAUAGUUGCUAAGAAUCAAAUCUCUACCAUCAAUGCUGAGGAACCAGUAGUAUGUGAUAUUUGUGCGGAAGGACAUUUGGCAGCGAAUUGCCCGUUGGCUCAACCUUCAGAAGUCAACUAUAUGGGAAACCCACAAAGGAACAACUACCAAGGUAACAACAACACGGGUUGGAGGAAUAACUCAAACCUCCUCUCCUACAAACCUCAACAGCCACAACAGUCACAGAUAACUGUACAACCUUGUACAUCUUCAGCUUUGGAGAAACUGGUAGAGACCAUGGCUUCAACCACCAAUGCUUUCAUUCAAGAGACAAGAUCAAACUUCAAAACUCAAGAAGCAUCGAUCAAGAAUCAAGAGGCUUCAAACCGAAAUCUUGAAACUCAGAUUGGACAGUUGGCCAAGCAAUUGAAUGAAAGAGCUCCAGGGGAAAUGCCUAGUGACACUGUGAUUAAUCCAAGAGAGCAUUGUAAUGCUAUCCUUACUCAGAGUGGGAAGGUGAUUGAACCUCAAGAAAAGCCAGCAAAGGUAGGAAAGGAAGCACCAAAGGAGGAGGAAACAAAUGAGAAUAGUACUAAGCAAGAAAAGGCUCCUAAUUAUGAUGAUGUAACCUACUUUGGAGGAGAAUUCAAUCGUGAUAAGAAAACUACAAAGAACCUUCCAUCAGGGUUCAGUCAACCAAAUCCUUAUGCAAAGACUCCAUACCCUCUUCGGCAAAAGAGAGAUAAAGAGAAGCAGCAAUACUCGAAGUUUAUGGAGAUGUUUAAAAAGCUUCAAAUUAACAUUCCAUUCUCCGAAGCUUUGGAAAACAUGCCUCUUUAUGCAAAAUUCAUGAAAGGUCUCUUAUCAAACAGGCAUAAGCUCAGAGAGAUGGAAACAAUAGCUUUAACUGAAGAGAGUAGUGUUGUGAUCAAAAAGGGAUUAUCGUCUAAAGUCAAAGAUCCGGAGUGGUUUAGUAUCUCUUGUACGAUCGAGAAUGUUAAAGUAGGGAGAGUUCUAUGUGAUUUGGGAGCCAGUGUCAACUUGAUGCCCCUCUCUUUUGCACAAUCUUUGGGGAUUACAGAGCUGAAUCUACCUUGA
Gastrolobium bilobum is the source of this 1095-nucleotide messenger RNA. RefSeq lists its product as uncharacterized. The coding region runs from base 1 to 1095 and encodes 364 amino acids. The transcript has a single exon. The record is from RefSeq and is a predicted model, not a curated record. Lineage: Eukaryota; Viridiplantae; Streptophyta; Magnoliopsida; Fabales; Fabaceae.